AUGAACAACAUGGGUUUGAAUUACAUGGGUCCACUUAUAUGUCAGUUUUUUCCAAUAAACAUGCAGUCAUUUCUCUGCAUCUACAGGUUCAGCCAACUGCAGAUCAAAAUUUCCAUCCACGGUUGGUUGGAUCUGUGGGUUGAAGCCAUGGAUACGGAAAGCUCGCUGUACUCAUUGCACCGCAUCGUUUUACACGGGGGACUUGAGCAUCUGUGGUUUUUGUUACCUGCAGAAAGUCCCAAGAAUCAAGCCCUGCAAUCUUCGUUACUGCCAAAGAAUAGCGGCCAUGACCAUCUAGAUUAA
Messenger RNA from Rangifer tarandus platyrhynchus (Svalbard reindeer), 303 nucleotides. The record is from the annotation of a GenBank genome assembly. NCBI's taxonomy places the organism in Eukaryota, Metazoa, Chordata, Mammalia, Artiodactyla, Cervidae.